CCUACACGUUUCAUACAAUCGCAAUCGAGUGAUUCGCUUUUUUCUUUAUAGUUUCGCUAGGCUGUGUUUAAACUCUAAAAGAGUAAAAGUGUUGUGUGAUUCAACUAUUCAGUUCAGCACAAUUCAGCAAUCAGGCAUCUCCAGCUAGAGAGUAUUGAGUAGUAUAUUCUUAAGACAGUAAUUAGUAUUGAUUACGUUUUUUGUUCUUUGAAGCAUUAUUUUUUGUACUAAAUACUAUUCAUUUAAUAGUAUUUAGUAUUUAUCAUUAAUUAUUACGUCUAUGAAAUUGUUUCUUCGUUGUAUUGUCAAAAGUUAAUAAAUUUGAAGACAUCAAUGUUGGAUAUUCUAUUCAGAUAGUAAAUAUAUUCUCUAAUUCAGGUAAAGACAAUAUCUGACCGAGUAUUAUGUAUUGUAACGCACAAAUCUUGGAGGUCGCGCAAAAAGAAACAAGUAAGAUUAGUCCGAGUGAAGGCCGUAGUUUCAAAGCUGCUUUAAUAAUAUGUGUCGGUUUGUUCAUUGUGGGCACUGUAGCAUUAUUUAUGAGUGCUAAUGAGUUACCAGAAAGCAGAUUAAUUUAUGUUGAAAAUAUCCAAAGUAACAAUGCCAAUGCCCGGGUUGUGUCCUGUUACUACAAUAUCCCAGACAGAGACAAUUCAAGCGCUUUGCUACCCAAUAGUCUUCAUCCACAUUUGUGUACUCACAUAAAUGUUGCUUUUGCUCCUAUUAAAGACAAAAAAAUAAUUCUAGAUGAUAACAUGAUUAAAACUAUCAGAGAAAUUGUUAAUCUAAAAUCACAGAAUCCAGAACUGAAAGUUUUAUUAUCCGUGGGUGGGGCGGGCAAUAACAACGGUUUCUCAGAGAUGGUAGUUGACCAUGCAUCAAGAAAAACAUUCAUCAGGUGUAUUAAGUAUAUUUUACAUAAUUAUGAAUUAGAUGGAAUUGAUCUUGAUUGGGAAUUCCCUGUGAUCCACAAUAUUGGUGGAGACCUAGCUAAGAGGGAGAGACAACAUUUUUCUCAGUUGUUGAGGGAAAUAAGAAUGGAAUAUUUGAGAGAAAGGAAAAACUAUUUACUGACAGUAGCAGUGGCUGCUCAACAGGUUGUAGUUGAUGUGGCUUAUGAUGUUGAUCAAAUCAAUCUGUAUGUUGACUAUGCCAACAUAAUGACAUAUGACUUCCACUACUAUACUAAGUUCACACCAUUCACCGGGCUCAAUGCACCCCUGUAUGCCAGACAGUCUGAGCGCUUCUACAUGGCCACCCUCAACAUCAACUACACAGUCCAGAUGUAUCUAAACAAGGGAUUAGAUGAAAGCAAACUGGUGGUCGGCAUACCCACAUAUGGACACUCCUUCACUUUGGUCAACUCACAGAAUGCUAAUAUUGAAAGCCCUGUUUCUGGAUUUGGUCAACUUGGCAAUUUAGGAUUUGUCAACUAUCCAGAUAUUUGUAAAUUUGUCAAGUCAAAUAAAGUUACAGUAAAUGAGGAUUUAUAUGCUAAGGUGCCAUACUUACACUACAGCACAGAGUGGGUUUCAUAUGACACCCCCAAAAGUGUAAUGGAGAAGGCACAAUAUAUAAAAAAACACAAUCUUAGAGGAGCCAUGAUAUACUCAUUAAAUGCAGAUGAUUACUUGGGAACAUGUGCACAGCUGUCGGAUAAUAUACGGUUCCCUCUCUCAGAAUCUGUUAAGAAUUCACUACUGGUUUAAAUAAGUGGGAUCAAGUGGUGGUGUGGAUGGUUAUAAUUUGCAUGAUAAUGUUACCUUUUUCUUCCUGGCCACAUAGGUGAUUUUGUACAUAGUGCAGGAUUUCAUUGCUUUCGACCGUCACACUUAACAGACAAAUGUCGCGGCGAUUGCGCGGGCAGCGGCGCCCACGCAGCAUGUCCAAGGCGAGCGAGGCUCGGACCGACUGCGCUCUGCGGCUCACCGGCUCAGAACAGCACGCACGCGCAUAUAUUAGAGCCCGCCUCCAUUGCUUAUGUGGAAAAAGUAGCAAGCACCACUAGGUUUCCGCAUGAGAGACCAUCUGCUGCGCACCACUCCAUAAUCCACCUAGCGGCCGUGAGGAGCCAAUUGAAAUCAUUAAUUAUUAGAGACAGUUACUUGACACAGAGAGAGUACAAUAAUUAAUGCUUUAAUGUAUGUACAUAUUAUUAAAAUUAUUGUUGUUGUAUGUUAAGAUAACAUAGGCGUAUAUUUCAUUGAGGCUGUGAAAUUCUGGCUUUUGUUGUUAUUUAUUUAUGUUUACUUCUUUAACAAUGCAGUAUUUUAUUUUACGUAUUUAUUUUUUAUGUCGCCUCUUCACAAACGGCGAUUACAUACGAGCACGAUCGUGUGGAGGGCUUAUUCGCUUCUAGCCGCCGAUUAUCGUCUAUAAUAGUCGUAACUCGUAGUGAUCGCGGCGAUCGAUGACUUGUCGGUUUUUGAAAGGAAAUUCGCGACUAGUUGCGUGCGCGUGCCCACACGAUCGCCGAUCAUUCAUUCACUGGACAGUGAGCGAAGCCUUACGUACUUCGCGUCGUCGUCUCGGCGUAGUUUUGCUUUCUUUUUAUUUCCAUGAUAGAUACAAUGACUACUUUGUGGUCACAUGAAGAAACAUUAAAAUUCAUAGAACUUUAUCAGAACCACCCAGAAAAUAAAUAGAAUCCCAAACAUUAUGUCCAUCUUGAAGGACUGCCGCUCUAUAUAUGAUUACGGAUGAUCGUGUGGAUGCUUACACGAUGACAGACCAUCAUACAAGUAACGAGUAUCGCCGAUAGUGGAGUGGAGGCAUUACAGUAUAAUCGGAAUAAAACCAAAAUUUGUGUACUAAUUAUUGCAGUUAUUUAUGAUUGUGUCUAACGUUUGAUCAAAACAUACAUAUAACACAAAGGCUAAAAUUAUUAUUUUAAUAUUUUUGUUAAUAAAGGGAAUGUUAAGAAAAUGAA
Molecule: messenger RNA, 2929 nt
Organism: Leptidea sinapis
Lineage: Eukaryota; Metazoa; Arthropoda; Insecta; Lepidoptera; Pieridae
Gene: Cht11
Product: chitinase-3-like protein 1
Exons: 1
Coding region: 405-1709 (434 amino acids)
Biological process (GO): carbohydrate metabolic process; chitin catabolic process
Cellular component (GO): extracellular region
Molecular function (GO): chitinase activity; chitin binding
Source: RefSeq, a predicted model, not a curated record